AUGGUCCAAGCCGAAUCCUCCACCAGUGCGUCGCGCAAUGGCCUCAAGGCCGUCACCGCCGGUGCUCCUCCCGACUACGAACUCCCCUGGGUCGAAAAGUACCGCCCCGUUUUCCUCGAUGAUGUCGUCGGAAACACAGAAACGAUCGAGCGUCUGAAGAUUAUCGCCAAAGAUGGCAACAUGCCGCAUGUGAUCAUCUCGGGCAUGCCGGGUAUUGGAAAAACAACUUCUAUCUUGUGCCUCGCCAGACAGCUGUUGGGAGAUGCAUACAAGGAUGCAGUUCUAGAAUUGAAUGCCAGUGAUGAAAGAGGUAUCGAUGUCGUGCGAAACCGCAUCAAGGGCUUCGCUCAGAAGAAAGUGACCCUCCCACCUGGACGUCAUAAGAUUAUCAUCCUCGAUGAAGCCGACAGUAUGACCCCCGGUGCGCAGCAGGCGCUGAGACGCACCAUGGAAAUCUAUUCAUCCACCACGCGAUUUGCAUUCGCCUGCAAUCAAUCCAACAAGAUCAUCGAACCUCUCCAGUCCCGAUGUGCGAUCCUUCGCUACGCACGGUUAACCGACGGACAAGUCGUCAAGCGUCUGAAGCAGGUUUGCGACGCCGAAAAAGUGGAACACACCGAAGAUGGGCUCGCGGCUUUGGUCUUCAGCGCAGAGGGUGAUAUGCGUCAGGCGAUCAACAAUCUGCAGAGCACCUGGUCCGGAUUUGGCUUCGUCAGUGGUGACAAUGUCUUCCGUGUUGUGGACAGCCCGCAUCCCGUCAAGGUGCAGGCGAUGAUUAAGGCUUGCUGGGAAGGCAAGGUGGAUGCUGCUCUGGAGACACUGAAUGAGCUGUGGACUCUUGGCUACUCCUCGCACGACAUCAUCAGUACCAUGUUCCGCGUUACAAAGACUAUCCCAACGCUGUCGGAACACUCGAAACUCGAAUUCAUCCGGGAAAUCGGCUUCACGCACAUGCGGAUUCUGGACGGGGUACAGUCUCUGCUCCAAUUGAGUGGGUGCGUAUCAAAGCUUUGCAAGAUCAACAUGAAGCCCCAGCUCUUUGAGCCGCCUCGAGCCUAG
Messenger RNA from Aspergillus terreus NIH2624, 1059 nucleotides. RefSeq names its product replication factor C subunit 4. Gene Ontology annotation, cellular component: Elg1 RFC-like complex; nucleus; Rad17 RFC-like complex. Lineage: Eukaryota; Fungi; Ascomycota; Eurotiomycetes; Eurotiales; Aspergillaceae. The record is from RefSeq and is a predicted model, not a curated record. The transcript has 5 exons. Gene Ontology annotation, biological process: DNA-templated DNA replication; DNA repair. Gene Ontology annotation, molecular function: ATP hydrolysis activity; DNA binding; DNA clamp loader activity. The coding region runs from base 1 to 1059 and encodes 352 amino acids.